Antechinus flavipes (yellow-footed antechinus) is the source of this 891-nucleotide messenger RNA. It is a transcript of the gene CSN2, whose product is annotated as casein beta. The coding region runs from base 1 to 891 and encodes 296 amino acids. NCBI's taxonomy places the organism in Eukaryota, Metazoa, Chordata, Mammalia, Dasyuromorphia, Dasyuridae. The record is from RefSeq and is a predicted model, not a curated record. The transcript is spliced from 5 exons.
AUGAAGCUCCUUAUUCUCACCUGCCUUGUGGCUCUUGCUGUUGCCAGACCUAUGGUAGAAAAGAUUUCAGAAAGUGAGGAACAUGUCACUGAAAACCCUGAGAAGCACCUCAAAAGGAGAGAGAACAUCCCACUAAAGAAUGAACAACACCUUGAACUCAACCGUUAUCUUCUGCCUCAAUCUGAAAUGAUGAAUCUUUAUUAUGACCCUUUUUAUUGGUUUCAAAAAAUGAAUAACCUCAAGAUGACCAACCUUCCAAAAGACAAGAGAAUGGCUGUCCAGAAAUCUAUUGUCUCAGAGGAUAUGCUCCCUCCUUUUCAGCAUAAACUUCUGCCUGUUUCUAAGUCAAAAGACCUGCCUCUCCUUCGCCUACAGAGCCUGCCUUUCCAGACUCUCAGAAUGCUGCCCCUCCCUCACAAACAGAUGACCAUUGCUAAGAGGGAGAUGCAGCCCAUUUCUGAGAGAGACCCUCUGCUAGUUAACGAGAGAGAAAAUCUACCUGUUCACGAGACAGAGCUUCUCCUUGCUCUUCAGAGAGAGAUGCCAAUUGUUCAGCCAAGAGACAUUCUUCUAGCUCCCGAAAGAGUAAUUCGAGCUGAACGUGAGAGAGAGAUUCUACGUGAUAACGAGAGAGAGGUUCUCCUCCCUGUUCACAAGAGAGAGAUUCUGCCUGUUCUUAAGAAAGAUAAGAUUCUGUCUCUUUCCCGGAGAGAGAAUGUACCUCUUCAUCUGAGAGACACUAUUGAGCCAAGAGAAAUUUUGCCUGUUGUCCCACAGGAAGUCAUGCCUGAAGUAGUGAACCUUGAAGUCUAUCCAUUGCUUCAACCAAUGGCCAACUUUUAUUAUUCCACUGAAAUGAAUGAGGUAAAUUCAUUUAUCAUAUGCCAUUGA